AUGUCAGAAACAGGUUCAAAUGAAAUAAAGCAGUGGACGCUGGAACCGGAAACGGAGUACAGGUUCGAGCUGGAUCCUGGAACGUCGCUGGCGAUCAAGCUUAUUCAAGGAAACGCAGAAGUUUUUGGAGCAGAGUUAGCGGAAGGCAAACACUAUCUGUUUGGAUCGGAAUGCAAGGCGGCUGUCUUCACUUGGCAAGGUUGUACUAUUGAAAUGAGACACCCCUCAACGGAAUAUGUAUCGGAAGAAACGCCAAUGGCAGCAUAUGCUAAUCUUCACAUAGCAUUUGAACAAAUGCGCGUCCGUGCUCUCGCAAAAUUCCAUGGUUCUCCUCUUCCCCCAGGAGACGAACCUCCAACGGCACCUGAGCCUCCAAGAGUGCUUGUUCUAGGACCAGAAAAUUCAGGAAAGACAACAGUGUGCAAGAUUCUUACAAACUACGCUGUUCGCGCUGGCCAAAACUGGUCACCUCUUCUCGUAAACGUUGACCCAAGCGAGGGUGCUUGGUCAGCUCCGGGCGCUCUUUCUAUUGCCCCAGUUCACGGUCCCAUCCCAACGUAUUCGCCGGCCAACCCUCUUGGCUCAGCUGCGACUUCGGCGCCCAUGGCCAUGUCAUCCAAUGCACUACUUCCCGUUGUAUAUUGGUACGGUCACCCAGACACGAAAAGAAAUCCCCUGUUAAUGGACAGAUUAAUACGAAAUCUGGGAGAAAAUGUUAAUGAUCGGUUUGAGCUUGAUCAAGAAGGGAGGUCAUCGGGCGUUAUUGUCGACACUCCGUCGUCAUUCGCUUCAAGCUCAACGUCCAAUGACCACCGUCAGAAACUUAUCAAGGCUUGCAUGGAUGCAUUCAGAAUCAAUGUCAUCCUCGUUGUUGGUCAUGAAAAGUUAAAUGUGGAAAUGCAGCGGGCAUACAGCUCAUAUGUGACUGUCGUGAAAAUUCCAAAAUCAGGUGGUGUUGUAGAGCUGGACCAUAGUUAUCGGGAACGUGUACACAAUUACCAAUUACACACAUACAUGUAUGGUCAGGUUAUACAAGCACCUCCAGGGAUAUCUAAUGCUACCUUGGGCGGAGAGUCAUUAACCGAUCUUGUUCUAUCACCUUCCUCAAGUGUCAUCAAGUUUGAGGACCUCUCGAUAUUCCGGAUUGGCGCUGAAACGAUGGCUCCGUCGUCUGCUUUACCCAUCGGUGCAACUCGUGUUGUGUCCGAGAUGCAGCCUGUUCCUGUCGAUCCCAGUCAGCCAGGCUCUGGGUUGCUGAACGCUGUCCUUGCCCUCUUGGCACCUCAAAAUCCUGAUGAGAACGAGAGAUAUGACGAGGAGAUAUUGGAUCUUACCGUAUCUGGUUUCCUCAUUGUGACAAAUCUCGGCAUGCAACAAAGAAAGAUGACGAUUCUCGCUCCCAACCAAGGUUCCGUUGUUGGAAAGACUGCAAUAAUGGGCUCUUUUGAGUGGCAAGAGCAAUAA
Messenger RNA from Laccaria bicolor S238N-H82, 1464 nucleotides. RefSeq lists its product as uncharacterized. Gene Ontology annotation, cellular component: mRNA cleavage factor complex; nucleus. Bases 1 to 1464 code for a protein of 487 amino acids. Gene Ontology annotation, biological process: tRNA splicing, via endonucleolytic cleavage and ligation. Lineage: Eukaryota; Fungi; Basidiomycota; Agaricomycetes; Agaricales; Hydnangiaceae. Gene Ontology annotation, molecular function: polynucleotide 5'-hydroxyl-kinase activity. The record is from RefSeq and is a predicted model, not a curated record. The transcript is spliced from 9 exons.